AUGGGAUCCCGUGGUCUUGAAGUCUCAGGGAAGGCCUUGAAUCUCCCCCAAGCGGAGAAGCCGCGGGACAUUGUCGACAGCUUCCUCCAUCAGCAUCCGCAUAUUGACUACGUCCGCUUCCAAUGGGUCGAUUACUCGGGAGUUUUGCGGGCCCGGGUUGUGACCAAGGCUCAUUUCCAUACAAUAGUGAAUAGCAACAAGCCCCUCAACUGCGGGCAGAUCACCCUCAGCUGCCUACCGGAUGGGAGUAGAGUCCCUUUCGAAGCAUGCGCCGUACACAAGCUCUUCCCGGAUUGGAGGUCCCUGCGAAUCAUAUCCAACUCUCGAGACGAGGAUCUCCCUUUGUAUGCUUCCGUGAUGUGCUCCAUCAUCGAGGAGCUGCCCGGUGGGUUGGCCGAUCCAAACUUGUGUCCACGAAUCGCACUGCAGAACAUCAUCACCAAGGCCCAUAGUCAGCACGGAAUCGAUUUUCUAAUUGGGUUUGAAAUCGAAUUCGUUGUGCUGCAAGCCGGUCCGGACGGCUCCUUGAUUCCCUUCUCCUCUCACCCGGGUGCCUACUCAGCCGCCGCUCUUCGCGGACCCUCAUACGGUUACUUUGAGGAGUGCAUGAGAAACCUCUCUGUCUCAGGUGUCCAAGUCCGUGAGUUUCACGCGGAAGGUAGUAUUGGGCAGUACGAGAUAACGCUUGCUGCGCGCCCGCCACUCGAGGCUAUCGAUGAGUUGGUCGCCGCGCACGAUAUCAUCCACUCCACGUUUGCAAACCAUGGCCUGACUGCCACCAUGUCUCCGAAACCCAUUGUUGACCGUCAGGCCAACGGCUCGCACAUUCAUGUCUCCAUCCACCCCCCGCAGCACGAGGAAUCCUUCCUCGCCGGCCUCCUUUCUCGCCUACCGGCAAUCUGUGCCUUUUCUAUGGCCUCGAUCGCCUCCUAUGAUCGCCAUGCCGACUUCCUUGCCGGUACGGUUGUCGCCUGGGGUUCUCAAAAUCGCCAGGUGCCGGUGCGCAAAAUGGGUCCAGGUUACUGGGAGGUGCGGUGUGCGGACGCCAUGGCGAAUAUGUAUUUGGCAGUCGCUGGCAUCUUAGCUGCUGGCCUCCUGGGAAUGGAAAACAGUGAGCCCCUGCACUGGAAGGAUGUCAGCUAUGCAGGCAGUAUGCAGACUAAAUCCGCCGAGCUCCCGGCCAAUCUGGAACAGUCCCUGAGCCAACUAGAGCGCAUUUCUGAAGAGCUGUCGGAAGCGCUGGGCAGUAGGAUAUCGGGUCACUAUUUACAUGUCAAACGGCAUGAAGUCGAGGCUUUAAAACAUUUAAGUUCGCAGCAACUGUACCAGCUUCUGGCAACGUUAAUCUAA
Aspergillus pseudotamarii is the source of this 1350-nucleotide messenger RNA. RefSeq lists its product as uncharacterized. The transcript has a single exon. NCBI's taxonomy places the organism in Eukaryota, Fungi, Ascomycota, Eurotiomycetes, Eurotiales, Aspergillaceae. Gene Ontology annotation, molecular function: glutamine synthetase activity. The record is from RefSeq and is a predicted model, not a curated record. The coding region runs from base 1 to 1350 and encodes 449 amino acids.